Messenger RNA from Puma concolor (puma), 5805 nucleotides. The record is from RefSeq and is a predicted model, not a curated record. NCBI's taxonomy places the organism in Eukaryota, Metazoa, Chordata, Mammalia, Carnivora, Felidae.
AUGACCGACCUCUUAAGAAGUGUUGUCACAGUCAUUGAUGUUUUCUACAAAUAUACCAACCAAGAUGGGGAGUGUGGCACACUGAGCAAGGAUGAGCUAAAGGAACUUCUAGAGAAAGAGUUCCGUCCAAUUCUGAAGAACCCAGAUGAUCCAGACACAGUGGAUGUCAUCAUGCACAUGCUAGAUCGAGAUCAUGACCGAAGACUGGACUUUACUGAGUUUCUUCUGAUGGUAUUCAAGCUGGCUAUGGCCUGCAACAAGGUUCUCAGCAAAGAAUACUGCAAAGCUUCAGGGUCAAAGAAUUAUAGGCGUGGUCACCGACACCAUAAGGAAGAAAGUGAAACAGAAGAGGAUGAAGAAGAUGCACCAGAACAGAAAUCAGGUUACAGGCAUUCAAACUGGAGGGAGGGAGAGGAGUAUGGUUAUGGUUCUGAGGGUUUGAGGCGAAGUGUGAAACACAGACAUGGGUCAAAUUCCAGGAGGCUGGGAAGGCAAGGUGGUUUAUCUAGCUCAGAGAACCAAGAGAAAUCUGAGAAAAGACACCGUGGGUCUGGUCACUCAUGGAAUAGUGACAAAGAAAGACAUGGUUCCAGCUCUGGAGAGCUGGGGGAUAGAAGAAACAAGUCACAUGUUAGCCCCACCAGGGAAUCUGGGAAGGAAUAUGAAUCAGAAUCUGGAUCUGGGUCAAAGAGUGAGAGGAGGAAAAGUCAUGGUGGUCUGUCACAUAGACUGGAUGCUGGUGGGCAUGAAUCAAACUCUACUCAGUCAAGAAAUAGUGGAGGACAAAAGCUUGGGUCUAGCUCUAAAGGUUCAGAAGACAGUGGAAGACAAAGCUAUGGAUGUGGUUCCAGCAAUUCGGGUGGGUGUGGAAGUCCACAAAAUACUUCUAGUUCCUGUCAGGAAGGUAGAUUUGGAGGGCAAGGAAAUCAAUCUAGCUGCACUCAGUCAGGUUAUCAAACAGGAAGUAGUGGAAGACAAGAUCGUGGAUGUAUCUCGGGAGGUCAGUCCUCUGGAUAUGGUCAACAUGAGCCUAGCUUCUGUAGUCAGUCUUCUAGUCAAAGAGGAUACGGAUCUAGAGCAUGUGGUCAGACACAGAACUGUGGAAGACAACAGAGAACAGGUUCAAGUCAGUCCUCUUGCUGUGAACAAUAUGGGUCUGGAACAAGUCAGUCUUCUAGUUAUGGUCAACAUGGAUCUGGUUCUUGUGGACACUUUUCAAACUCUCAUCAAAAAGGGUCUGGUUCAAAGGAAUUUUCUAAAUGUGGACAACAUGGAUCUGGCUCAUGUCAGUCCUCUGGCUUUGGACAUGGCUCUGGCUCAUGCCAGUCCUCUGGCUUUGAACAACAUGGGUCUGGCUCAUGUCAGACCUCUGGCUUUGGACAACAUGGGUCAGGAUCAGGUCAAUCCUCUGGUUUUGGACAACAUGGGUCAAGCUCAGGGCAAUCCUCUGGCUUUGGUCAGCAUGGGUCUAGUUCAGGACCGUCCUCUGGCUUUGGCCACCAUGGAUCCAGCUCAGGUCAGUCCCCUGGCUUUGGUCAGUAUGGGUCUGGAUCAAGUCAGUCCUCCAGCUUUGGCCAACAUGGGUCUGGCUCAGGUCAAUCCUCUGGUUUUGGCCAACAUGGGUUUGGCUCAGGUCAAUCCUCUGGUUUUGGCCAGCAUGGAUCCAGCUCAGGUCAGUCCUCUGGCUUUGGUCAGUAUGGGUCUGGAUCAAGUCAGUCCUCCAGCUUUGGCCAACAUGGGUCUGGCUCAGGUCAAUCCUCUGGUUUUGGCCAACAUGGGUUUGGCUCAGGUCAAUCCUCUGGUUUUGGCCAACAUGGGUCUGGCUCAAGCCAAUCCUCUGGCUUUGGACAACAUGAGUCUGGCUCAGGUCAGUCCUCUGGUUUUGAACGAUAUGGGUCUGGCUCAGGUCAGUCCUCUGGUUUUGGACAACAUGGCUCUGGUUCAGGCCAGUCCUCUGGCUUUGGCCAGCAUGGGUCUGGCUCAAGCCAGUCCUCUGGCUUUGGACAACAUGGGACUGGCUCAGGUCAGUCCUCUAGUUUUGGACAACAUGGCUCUGGCUCAGGUCAGUCCUCUGGUUGUGGACAACAUGGCUCUGGCUCAAGCCAGUCCUCUGGCUUUAGACAACAUGGGUCUGGCUCAGGUCAGUCCUCUAGUUUUGGACAACAUGGGUCUAGCUCAAGACAGUCCUCUGGCUUUGGCCAGCAUGGGUCUGGUUCAGGUCAGACCUCUGGCUAUGGACAACAUGGAUCCAGCUCAGGUCAGUCUUCUGGCUUUGGCCAAUAUGGGUCUGGCUCAGGUCAUUCCUCUAGUUUUGGACAGCAUGGGUCUGGCUCAGGCCAAUCCUCUGGCUUUGGUCAACAUGGGUCUGGCUCAAGUCAGUCCUCUGCCUUUGAACAACAAGGGUCUGGUGCAGGUCCAUUUUCUAGCUCUGGACAACAUGGGUCUGGGACAGGUCAAUCCUCAGGCUCUGGACAUGGAUCUAGCUCACAACAGUCCCCUAGCUUUGGGACUGGCUCAGGUCAUUCUUCUGGCUUUGGACAACAAGAGUCUAGAUCAGGUCAGUCUAGCUGUGGUCAACACUGUUCCACUUCAAUGCAAUCCUCCAAUUUUGGCCAAGGAUCCUGCUCAGGAAAGUCCUCUAACCCUGAUCAACAUGCUAGCACAAGUCAGUCUUCUACUUAUGAUCAACAUGGGUUUAGCUCAGGAGAAUCUUCUGGAUAUGAACAACAUGAAUCUAGGGUAAGGGGAAAAGAAAGCUCUCACACUAGUUCAGGAAAAGAGGGUCCAAAACAUGGAAGACCCAUAUCAGAUUCAGCCCACACUCAGAUAAGAGAAACAGGCCCAAAGAAAACUACUCAGAGGGAUAAUGAGAGAAACAAGAGACACAGUACAACAGCAAAAGAGACUGAAGAUCAUGACAGCAUUCAUGGACAUAGCCAACAAAGGCAAGGAUCAAGUCAGGACAGAAGGACUUCUACAACACAGGACACGAAACAUAACCACAAAAAUGACAGUCAAGCCCAGACAGAUAAAUGGGAGACAUAUUCAGCAACUACCCGGGAGCAUUAUGAAAAUGACCAUGAAAAAUCAGGAGGAAUUCCCACAGGUAAAAAUGAAAGAUCUACUCAGAGACAGGCAGGAGACAACACAAGACGUGCCCAUUCUGGCCAUGGACAGGCCACCAGGACAGAAUCCAGUAGAACCCGAAAAACGGGAUCUAGCAGCAGUGAGUCCAGGGACAGGGGAAGGCUUUCAGGAGUCCCACAGACACAGACAGGGUCCCCUCAUGGCCAUGCUGGAUCUCAACAUGGAGAGUCGAGAUCCACACAGGAAGGAAGACAGACAACUACUCACAGACAGGCAGGAGACACCACUAGACAUACCCAGUCUGGGCAUGGACAAGCCACCAGGUCAGAAUCCAGCAGGACUGGAAGAAGAGAAUCCAGUGUCAGUGAGUCCAGUGACAAUGAAAGGCACUCAGGAGUCCCACAGUCACAGGCAGGGUCCCCUCAUGGCCACCCUGGAUUCGAACAGGGAGACUCAGGAUCCACCCAUGAAGGAAGAUGGGAAACUACUCACAGAACGCAAGGAGACACCACUAGGCAACCUCAUUCUGGUCAUGGACAGGCCACCAGGAGAGAAGCUAGCAGGACCCAAAGAAGCAGAUCCAGUGUGACCGAAUCAAGUGACAGGGAAAGGCACUCAGAACUCCCACAGACACACACAGAGUCCCCUCAUGGCCAGGCUGGAUCUCAGCAUGAAGAGUCAGGAUCCAUCCGUGAAGGAAGACAGGGUACUACUCACAGACAGCAAAGAGACACCACUAGACAUACACUGUCUGGUCAUGGACAGGCCACCAGGAGAGAAUCCAGUAGUACAGGAAGAACAGGAUCUAGGAGCAGUGAGUCCAGUGACAGGGGAAGGCCUUCAGGAGUCCCACAGACACAGGCAGGGUCCACUCAUGGCCAUGCUGGAUCUCAACAUGGAGAGUCGGAAUCCACCUGGGAAGGAAGAACAGAAACUACUCACAGACAGCAAGGACACACCACUAGACAAGCUCAUUCUGGUCUUGGACAGGCCACCAGGACAGAAUCUAGCAGGACCCAAAGAAGCAGAUCCAGUGCCAGUGAAUCGAAUGCCAGGGAAAGGCACUCAGGACUCCCACAGACACACACAGAGUCCCCUCAUGGCCAGGCUGGAUCUCAACAUGGAGAGUCGGGAUCCACCCGGGAAGGAAGACAGGGAACUACUCACAGACAGGCAGGAGACACCACUAGACAUACCCAGUCCACUCAUGGACAAGCCACCAGGUCAGAAUCCAGUAGGACUGGGAGAAGAGAAUCCAGUGUCAGUGAGUCCAGUGACAGUGAAAGGCACUCAGGCGUCCCACAGUCACAGGCAGGGUCCCCUCAUGGCCAUGCUGGAUUUCAACAUGGAGAGUCAGAAUCCAGUAGGACUGGGAGAAGAGAAUCCAGUAUCAGUGAGUCCAGUGACAGUGAAAGGCACUCAGGAGUCCCACAGUCACAGGCAGGGUCCCCUCAUGGCCACCCUGGAUUCCAACAGGGAGAGUCAGCAUCCACCCAUGAAGGAAGACAGGAAACUACUCACGGACAGCAAGUAGACACCACCAGACAUACACUGUCUGGUCAUGCACAGGCCACCAGGACAGAAUCCAGUAGGACGGGAAGAAUAGGAUCUAGGAGCAGUGAGUCCAGGGACAGGGGAAGGCCUUCAGGAGUCCCACAGACACAGGCAGGGUCCUUUCAUGGCCAUGCUGGAUCUCAACAUGGAGAAUCAGGAUCCACCCGGGAAGGAAGACAGGGAACUACUCACAGACAGGCAGGAGACACCACUAGACAUACCCAGUCCACUCAUGGACAAGCCACCAGGUCAGAAUCCAGUAGGACUGGAAGAAGAGAAUCCAGCAUCAAUGAGUCCAGUGAAAGGCCUUCAGGAGUCCCACAGACACACACAGCGUCCCCUCAUGGCCAUGCUGGAUCUCAACUUAGAGAGUCAACAUCUACCCAUGAAGGUAGACUGGGAACUACUCGCCCACAGACAGGAGACACCACUGGACCUGCCCAGUCUGGUCAUGGACAAGCCACCAGCGCAGAAUCCAGGUGGACUGGAAGAAAGGGAUCUAGUGUGAGUGAGUCCAGCGACACUGAAAGGCACUCAGGUGUGUCACAAGGACACUCAGUUUCUAGUCAUAGGCAUUUUGGUUCUAUCCCCCAAAACACAGUUCACCUUUACUACCAAAAGAUGUCUACUCUCCUGGAAAACAUCAUUGCCAUCAUCGACCUAUUCCAUGAGUACUCAACAACAGACAAGGAGACUGACACACUGAGCAGGGAAGAACUGAAGGAGCUCCUGGAAAGAGAGUUUCGGCCAGUCCUGAAGAAUCCAGAUGACCCAGACACUGCUGAUGUCUUCAUGCAUAUUCUUGAUCUAGACCAUAACAAGAAAAUUGACUUCACUGAGUACUUUCUAAUGGUAUUCAAGUUGGCUACAGCAUACUAUGAGUCAAACAGAAGACAGAACUUCCAAGCAACAGAGCAAAACCAAAACCACCAUGCACACCAUACAAAAGAUGAAGACGAUGAUUUAGAUGAAGACAAAGUACAAGAAGAAAAAGAAGAAAAAUUGAGAAAAUCCACACAAUCAGGAAAAACCCAUGAAAAAAGGAAGGAGACAAGAUCCAAAGGACUAAAAGGAAAAGGGGAAAAUAGACACAAGCAAAGACCUGACAAUUCUAGACAGGCAGGACCCCUUGAGGGUAUCCAGUGCACCAUGGACCCUCGAUGA